Molecule: messenger RNA, 1320 nt
Organism: Strongyloides ratti
Lineage: Eukaryota; Metazoa; Nematoda; Chromadorea; Rhabditida; Strongyloididae
Product: Probable citrate synthase, mitochondrial
Exons: 1
Coding region: 1-1320 (439 amino acids)
Biological process (GO): citrate metabolic process; tricarboxylic acid cycle; carbohydrate metabolic process
Cellular component (GO): mitochondrial matrix
Source: RefSeq, a predicted model, not a curated record
AUGUGCUCUGAAUCAACUAAUCUUAAGGAAGUUCUUGCAAAAAAAAUUCCUGAACAUAACAAAAAAGUUAAAGAUUUUCGUGCAAAACAUGGAUCUGAUGCUAUUCAACAAGUUACUAUUGAUAUGAUUUAUGGUGGUAUGCGUUCAAUGAAGGGAAUGGUAACUGAGACAUCUGUUCUUGAUCCGGAAGAAGGUAUUCGUUUCCGUGGGUAUUCUAUUCCAGAAUGUCAAAAGUUACUUCCAAAAGCUCCAGGUGGUGAAGAACCACUUCCAGAAGCUAUUUGGUGGCUUCUUUGUACUGGAGAUAUUCCAACUGAAAAACAAGUUGCAGUUAUUUCUAAAGAAUGGGCUGCUCGUGCAGAGCUUCCAGAACACGUUGCUCGUAUGCUCGAUAAUUUCCCAUCUAAUCUCCAUCCAAUGUCUCAAUUGAUUGCUGCAACUUCUGCUCUUAAUACUGAAUCUAAAUUUGCUCAAGCUUAUUCUAAUGGUGUACAUAAAAGCACAUAUUGGGAAUAUACUUACGAAGAUUCUAUGAAUCUCUUAGCUAAAUUACCAACUAUCGCUGCUAUGAUUUAUCGUAAUUUAUAUCGUGAUGGAACUUCUGUUGGAGUUAUUGAUAGCAAAAAAGAUUGGUCAGCUAACUUUGCCUCAAUGCUUGGAUACGAUGAUCCACUCUUUACCGAACUUCUUCGUCUUUAUCUUGUCAUUCACUCUGACCACGAAGGUGGAAAUGUUUCAGCUCACACUUCUCAUCUUGUUGGUUCCGCUCUUUCUGAUCCAUAUCUUUCAUUUUCUGCUGCUAUGGCUGGAUUAGCUGGACCACUUCAUGGAUUAGCUAAUCAAGAAGUUCUUAUCUUCCUUAGUAAAAUGAAAAAAGAUCUCGGAACUAGUUAUACUGAGGAAGAUCUCCGUAAAUGGGUAUGGGAUCAUCUUAAAAGUGGUCAAGUUGUUCCAGGAUAUGGACACGCUGUUCUUAGAAAAACUGAUCCACGUUACACUUGUCAACGUGAAUUUGCUCUUAAGCACCUUCCAAAUGAUGAAUUAUUCAAGCUUGUUUCAACUCUUUACAAAGUAACUCCAAAUGUACUUCUUGAACAAGGAAAAGCCAAAAAUCCAUGGCCAAAUGUUGAUGCUCAUUCAGGAGUACUUCUUCAACACUUUGGAUUAAAAGAAAUGAACUAUUAUACUGUUCUUUUUGGAGUAUCACGUGCUCUUGGAUGCCUUUCACAACUUAUCUGGGCUCGUGGUAUGGGACUUCCACUUGAAAGACCAAAAUCUCAUUCAACUGAGGGAUUAAUGAAACUUGUUAGUAAAAAAUAA